AAGGAAACGGAAGAGGGCAAAUUCCUUAUGCAGCCGACGCGCAAAAGGUGCCACGGGAAGCUCUAUAAAUCAAGGGUAUGCGUGGUUUCGCGGUUAAUCGAAAACGCGCCUCGACUUUCGAGAAGACCCAUCGUGGACCGUGAAACGUAACUCGUCUUCCAUUCGUUCCCACGUGAUCAGCAACGUAUGAACGAUCGAACGCGAAACUCCCGUCGGACGAUCCAUAGAAACGGGAAGACGCGCGAUCCAUUUGUUGGAAAAUAUCUAUCGUAAUUAGGCGUGUGUCUAUUGCUCGGCGCGAUCGGCUCUCGAGUUCGUUGGACGCGAACGGGAAACACUGGUGUGGGGCUUCUUUAUUUUUAGCGCGAUUCAUCGGCAUUCUCCGGGAGAUAUUCGAGCGGAGGCGGACACCGUCUUCGAUGACGCCGCCGAUGACGACGGUUUUUUCGAACGGGAUGACAACGCCUGCCCGGCUUCGUAAUCAGAAAUCACCGAUUCGAUUUGAACCGGUUUCACGAACCGAUACGGUACUACCGCGAACUGGACCGGCCUCCAGGAUUUUCCAAGACUCUUUUUACAACCAGUUCCUCCCAGUAAAUUAUAAUCAUAUGAAUCAUAGUCGCAAUAAAUGAUUUAUACAUAGAAAUUGCAUACAGUUAUGAUUCUUGACAGUAGAUCAGAUUUCUGUUUAUCUUUCGAUGAAUUUGGAGGUCUGCAGAUUUGAUCCCGUGAAGAUUCGUCGAAAAAUCGUGGGAGAACGCCGCGAGCGUAGGUUGCCGCAUCGAAGAAACGACUCCGUUCGCGAAAUUGGCUUAGUCAUCGAGAUAUUACAGAAUAUUACGGGAUAUUAACGGGAACGAGCGGCAACCCACCGCUUUUCGUGGAGAAUGACAGGCACGAGGGGCGAGCACAGUCCCCCAGCAUACAACAUACGUGCGACACACUAAAUACUCAUGAAUCAUUCCUCUACCUUGCGAGCCGAGCCGAUCACUGCUUCCAAGAAAGCUACGCAACGUAAUACCCAGGCCUAGAAACGAAGAGGCACACCUACUAGAAACUUUACAACGUUUCAUCCCAUUCCAAAUUUAAUCCGUCGAUGUACGGGAAGAAUUCCGAGAUAAUGUCGAUAUAAUUUUUCGACUCGCGCGGUGUCUUUGGUUUAAGAUUUCUCAUUCGUCUUUGCCAUGUCAAUUAGACGCUGGUCGAAAGGAUUCUUGGGAGGAUUAAUAUUUGAAGUGCUCAGAUAGCGAGGGCAUUCUCCCUUGCGUCACGCGAACCGUUCCGGCUAAUUCAUUCCCCAGGUGAAUCGAUUCCACGAAAUCGAGCAGGUCUUACUCAGGAGGGUAGUUCCCAGUGUAACCAACCGAUUAACGGAUCGGAUCUUUCGAAAACCGACCGAAUAUACAUAUAUCGCGUGUUUCGUAGCGACUUUUGACCUCGCGCGAUUACUACAAUCGCUCUCGGCUCCGUCUCUUGAUUUCCUCCUCGUUCCAUUUAGCGGUUCUUCCGGUGAUAACGAGGCACCAUCUAUUUGUAAGCGCCGCCGGAAAGUAAAAAUUCAACCUUUCUACUUUUACCAUAACCGAGAUAGUUCGUCCGUUUCCGCGUCCCAAACCAGUUCGCUUCGUUCGAGUCAUGAUUUCUGACCGAUUCAGGCGAUAUCACUUAGUCGGACGUCAUUUAUACCGUAAUAUGAAUGUCCGGCGUCAAAACAUUUUAUUUCCCUUCCCCUCCACGAUUUUCGAAGAUUUAUUAUAAAAAAAAACUUGGAGAAAACACGGAUUACAUGAACCCCGAUAAGAUUAUCUAAUGGCUCUGGUAACAGAGGUUUGCACAAGCUUGCGCUACACGAAAUCGAGGAUCGUCACAGUUCUGCAACUUACGAUCUCUAAUCCGGACCGGUUCUACCUAUAGUAGGUAUAAACCGCACGGUUAUGCAUCGCAGCGAGUACAGUAACAAUGAGCGCGGGAGGAGUGCGGCGGGGAAGAGUAAUAUACAUACAUAUACGAGACGGUUGGCGCGCGCCGCCACGGUAUUCAACGUUCGACGGUCUAGAGCCGAGCAAGAAGCUCGGAGCACGACAGUCGAUGCGCGACGUCCGAACGGACUGGGGCUGGAUUUUGUUCGACGAAAUCUCGCGCGUGAUAGAGAGAGAGGAGAAGGAGAGAAGGGAAUCGAACAGAAACACGCGUACACCAGUUCCCGGUUGAGGAUCGUAAAUGCUUGAUCCGUUCGCGUUUUAAGAUGACAGCCUCGGCAUCGUCUUCCUUUCUCUCCUGCCGAUCACCGUUCCCAAUCGGUACUAUCUCGUCGACGCGGGCCACGUCGACGACUCCGGCGAAGUCGUCGUCCUCGUGGCUGUGGGUGCUCUCGUCUCAGUCGCCGUUGCCGUCACGCAGGAAGAAGAAAAACGGCUGGACGAUCUAUUGCGAUGGUCACCGUUUCACGUUGAGCGUAACAGGUCGAAUUCGAUAAAGGAAUUCGAUAAACAGUGCAAACGAAUUUGUGCCGUUCGAACUCGAGGGUACCGGCGGUGUUUCGCCGAUCGAAAGGGUGAAGAAGUUAAACCUGCGAGAGUGAAGGGAAAGGAUACACGGGCAAGUAGAAGGAGGUGGAGGAAGAGGAGAAGUAGGAGGAGACUCGAGAAGCGAGGUAAAGGGAAUUAGAUAUAUAGUAGAGCGAAGCAAGCUGGGAGCAAGGGAGCACGGUAGCGAGACCAAGAGGUGCUCCCCAGGCCGGAGGUGUCCCGGUGGAUAUCGGGUUCGAACUCAGAACUCUGGCUAUGGGAAAGCUGGCAACGACUGGUCGACUCGUGACCCGUGACUACGAGCAACAGCAGGACGCGACAUCGGCCCGGUUGCAUCGCGGUCUCGUACGGCCGGAAGUUGAGGCUGCGAGAGGAACGGGUUCGAUCGUAGGGAGAGACCGGUGGUACACCGAGGACCGUCGAGCGUUUCGAGGAUCCUGCAGAGGUGGACGCGGCGGAUCUUCCACGGUUGCCGGAAACGGACAACUUUCUCUUCUAUUUGGAAUAGCGACGAUCGUUGCGGUUGCGGCCGUGCCGAUGCUCGAGCGGGAUACGUCGAAUCGUCCGCUCUCUCUGACCGGUCCCCAGCACGGCCUCGACCGGCCGACCGGUCUCGAGGACGUCUACGAGGACGGUUUCGAGGACGCUUUCCAAGAAGAGGAUCGACCGGCGACGAGAACCGUCCUCGACGAGACGGAGCUGGAUAUCAUCAGACGCAGCAUAGCGCGAGGUCUCGGCCUCGAGAGGAUGCCAGACCCUUCCAAGGCAAAUAUCAGUCAAGCCGAGUACGAGAGAGCGCACAGAGAGUACCUGAUGAGAAUACAGCACAACGAGCAAACUUUCGGAACGAAGAAAAACCUACACGUGUUUCCCGCAACAGCGUAUCCUGGAAACGGAUCCAGUUGGCUGACCGACAUAGCGAAUAAAUAUUCAUCCGAACGUCACCGAUUGUUCUUCCCCGUGGAAAUCCCUGAGGAAGAUUACAACGCGGACGUGGAUCACGCGACGUUACGUUUGUUGCUUCACGGACCGAACCACUACACCGAGCGUUCUGAUCUGGACCUUCUGCUAUACCUGAGAACGUCCUCGGGUAGGCGAUUGAUCACGAGGAAACGAAUCGAGCUACAGGAUUCACGGAUCUCGAGAUGGCUCGAACUGGACGCGACUCUGGCAGCUUCCUCCUGGAUCGUAUUCCCUUUUCGCGAGAAUCUAGGCUUGGAACUAGAAUUUCUAAUAGACGACGAACUGGUGCAAUGCACCUUCUCAUCGCCCGCCCUGAACGUGUUCACCACUUCUCGAAUUCGACGCAGGACGAGGCGUUCCACUCCCGAAGAGUUGAUGUCUCUGCACAAAGGUCGGAGGACGAAAUGCAAAGGGGAGAGUAAAAAAUGCUGCAGGCACGAGCUGACGGUCAUGUUCAAGGAGCUCAAGGGUUUCGAGUUCAUCGUUUAUCCGAAAACUUUUGACGCUGGCUACUGCAAGGGCAGGUGCCCGCCGAGAUACAAUCCGGCGCAUCAUCACGCUCUUCUACAGAGCUUACUCUGGAAAGAGGAUAGGAAGAAGGUGCCCAAGCCGUGCUGCGCGCCGAGCAAGCUCGACCAACUGAUGAUCGUUUACUUCGACGAGAACGAUUCCACUCAGUUGAAAGUUUCGUUUUGGAAAAACAUUCAAGUGAUCGAGUGCGCUUGUUCCUGAACGUCCUCUUUACGGACUUUCGAUGAAUUUCAUAGUCACAGACGACUCACCAAAGAAUCGUCCGAAUAACAUUUCGGUAGCGUCUCCGAUAAUGUAUGCGUGUGUAUGUAAAUAUGUAUAACGUAUGUAUAUUGUGUUGAAGUAUCGCGCGAUCUUUCCUUUAGCGUAUUCGUUUUCUCGAACGAUGUAUAAUUUGACUUCUCGACACCGUCGAUCAACGACUCGAAAGCUGAAGAAGCUUUCGCACUGACUGUGAUACUAAAAGAUAUUUAACGUCGUUUCGGUAGAUGUAUGGUAUUUCGUAUUUUAAUUAAACGCGUUCUUUUCUAUUUCUACCCGUUCCCUUCCUAUCUUACUCUCAUCGUUAUUUCGAACUUCGCGUACACACGAAAUCUGAUGGAAGACGUCUCAAUUUUUCACCUUAUAAAAGUAGUUUCGAAACCAAGCAACAAAUUCUAUGCACAAUAAAUCUGUCAAUAAAAUAUCAAACUGUAUGCGUGUAGCGUUAAAAAACGAAUCGAAUUCGGACCCCUGUAGCCUCGCGUUGCAUGUACUCUGAUCGAUCAUCGAUCAUGUAAAAUAAAACUUAAUUCGUUAUUUA
Ceratina calcarata is the source of this 4824-nucleotide messenger RNA. It is a transcript of the gene mav, whose product is annotated as TGF-beta domain-containing family member maverick. The record is from RefSeq and is a predicted model, not a curated record. The coding region runs from base 2784 to 4223 and encodes 479 amino acids. Gene Ontology annotation, cellular component: extracellular region. NCBI's taxonomy places the organism in Eukaryota, Metazoa, Arthropoda, Insecta, Hymenoptera, Apidae. The transcript has 3 exons. Gene Ontology annotation, molecular function: growth factor activity; cytokine activity.